Molecule: messenger RNA, 3035 nt
Organism: Culex quinquefasciatus (southern house mosquito)
Lineage: Eukaryota; Metazoa; Arthropoda; Insecta; Diptera; Culicidae
Gene: mio
Product: GATOR complex protein MIOS
Exons: 6
Coding region: 159-2726 (855 amino acids)
Biological process (GO): positive regulation of TORC1 signaling; cellular response to amino acid starvation
Cellular component (GO): cytoplasm
Molecular function (GO): protein binding
Source: RefSeq, a predicted model, not a curated record
UAGAACCAAAACAACAACAUUGGACAAGCUGUUAUCAGUAGUGCGUGUAUUUCUGUGUGUAAAUCUGCUGUUUUUCUAGGAAAAACGUCUCGUUACGCAUCGUAAUUGAUCUGUUUUUGUUGCGUGUAAUGUGCGCCCAGUGAACGCCAACGUCCAGGAUGACCCAAACCGUUGUGGAACUGCACUGGUUCCCCAAGUACUCGGACCGCUUUCUGACGACGGCCGGAUCGGAGAUUAAUCUUUAUCAGGUGAAGAAUCGUGACCUCGUCGACCAUGGGAUCAAUACAAACAUCAACUUGGACAUUUCCAAGAGCACUACUGCCACACUGAUUGCCUUCGAGACGCGUUACCAGUUUAUCCGGUCGGUCGCACCGUCCUACCACGGGUCCGGGGAGAUUCUGUUCGCGGCCGGCUUCCCCAACGGGAAGGUGGCGCUGUGCAACUUUGCCAACGAAAAUAAUGUGGAAUUCACACCUCGCGUGUCUCGGCCCUGCACAUGUCUCGCCUGGAGCGAGCUGGAACCGAGCAUCAUUGCGAUGGGCCACGACCGGAACCGGUCCGACCACUGCAUCACCAUCUGGGACACCGAGCGGGGCGUGCCAAACCAGACGUCUAUUCUUCAGCUGAUUGGCCUGUCGGAAACGGCGCACUCGAUCUGCUGGGAUCGGACCUUCCCGCAGGUUAUGAUUGCCGGGAUGAGCCACAAGUACAUCAAGAUGAUGGAUUUCAGGCAAAACCCCGCCACGGUCACGGUGGCCAACGCGCGCACCGUCAACGGGCUGUGCAUCGCACCGAACGGGCGCUACCUGGCCAGCUACGUGGACAACGUGAUCAACCUGUGGGACCUGCGCUCGCUGGACAAGGCCAUCAGUCAAAUUCAGAUGCAAAAGAACAUCACCCACCUGUCGUGGUGUCCGACUCGGUCGUCGGUCCUCACAACGCUGCAGCGCGACUCGCCGCUGAUCAACCUGAUCGAUCUGCACUGGCCGGGCUCGGAGAUGGACGGCGGGGAACCGCACUCGGUGAAGCGGUUCGUUUCACCGUUUCCGACGAGACACGGCAGUCGGGUGCCUUCGAUGAGUUAUCUCUCGUGGCAUCCGUAUGACUUGGAGCGGAUGUUGGCGUUGUCCGGGACGGGGAUGAUCUGCGAUUAUAGGAUUCCGCAGCGGGUGGCGAUAUCUUGGGAUAACAACAACAAUCUGUACGGGAACAACGGGAACGAGUUGCGACAGUUUACGUCGCCAUCGCCGCCGACGACGCCAUCGGAUUCGUUGAACCAGUGGGAUUGUGGGAUUGACAGCUACGAAGAAGACGUAGCGGAAACGAUCCAGAAGCGGGCAAUCAACAACUACGGACUGACGGCGGAGAUGCAUCGGAAUGGGGAUUUGGCGGGGAAUGCCAACUUGAAGGGAGUCUGGAAACAGCUGGAUCACAUGACCAAGGAGGACUGCAAGCUCGGGUUAAACACAAUCCUCGGAGUUUGCAGCGCUCCCGAUGGUCCGGCCAUGUCCCGAUCGGAUCCUGUUAUGAUGAAGUGGACAGAUUUCGCGAUUGGUAGCGGAUUGGUCGUGUACCGAAGCGAACAUCGUGACACGGCCCAGCUGCUGUGCGGUUGGACGUUCGACCGAACCAAAGAGUCCUCCUUCGCGUCGUUCAUCGACGAACUGUGCACGAACAAAGAGUUCACCCGGGCCGCCCUCAUCACCUGUUUCCACUUCAAAAUCAAACAGGCCAUCGACAUCCUCGGCAGAGGCGCCGAACAAUCCGCCGAUCCAAGCUCACUCCUUCGAGUAGCCGCGAUUGCCCUGUCCGGAUUCAGUGCCGAACGUUCCGGCCUGUGGCGAAAGCAGUGUGGUGCCGCACGAACCCAAAUCGACGAUCCGUACCUGCGGUGCAUGUUCUCCUUCCUGGCGCACGAAAAAGACGGCUUCGAAACGGUCACCAACGAAACGGAAAUCUCCCUCAGCGAUCGAAUGGCGUUCGCGUGCAACUUCCUGUCCGACCUCAAGCUGGCCGAGUACAUCAAGGGAAUGGUCGCGAACUGCAUCGAGACGGGAGAUCUCAACGGCCUCCUACUCACCGGAGCCACCAACGACGGAAUCAAGCUGCUCCAAAGCCAUCUCGAUCGAACGGAGGACGUCCAAACGGUCGCCCUGAUCGCGGCUCGAUUCCUCACCUCCGACCUGCUCACCGACUACCGCGUCCAGUACUGGAUUUGCACCUACCGCGACCUGCUGGACAUUUGGGGUCUGUGGGAGCAACGCGCCCAGCUGGACAUAAACCUCGGUAAAAUCCGCUCACCCCCGCAAAACUCCCGCUCGGUGUUUCUCCUGUGCAACUUUUGCGGCAAGAACGUCUCGAUGACCCUGCAGGAGGAUCAACGACUUCGCAGCAACACCGCAGUGAUGCACAAACUGUCCUCGUGCCCGAACUGCAGGAAGCCGUUGCCGAGGUGUGCGCUUUGUUUGCUGCACAUGGGAACCACCAUGGGAGCGGUCUCGCAAGGACACGCUGGCAUCCAGACCGGUCAGGCCGGCUGGCAGUCGAAGCCGUUCUCGAAGUGGUUCUCGUGGUGUCAGACGUGUCGUCACGGAGGGCAUACGGAGCAUCUGGCUGAGUGGUUCAACGAAAACACCGAGUGUCCGGUGACGUCGUGCAGCUGCAAGUGCUACGCCAAAGAUCUUCCGAUGCCGCAGUUUCCGCGCGAGAAGUACGCCCUGUCCUGAUACCAACUGACCACAUCGUUCUAAGAAGAAGCAGAAAAAGAUUGUCUAGCUCAGUGUUUUGGCAAAGCUGUUAUACAAAUAUCGUUUCCUUUAUCGUGCUGCCAGAUUAAGGUGAAAGUUCUUGUAAUAAGUUUCGUUUUCUCGUAAUGUGAAAUAGUUUUUAAAUGUUUUUUUGCUCAUGUUUUCCCUUAACUUGAUGAACUAUUUUUUUUUCGUUUGUAAGAGAUUGUUUUUUAUGUUCUGCAGAUUUUUGUAAAUAACAUUAAGAACGGUAAACGCAAUUACGUAAAAUAAAAUAUGCCCAGAUUA